CGCAUGGUCACCGUGACCACUGUCGGUUCCGAAUACGCCGUUCCCACUCGGCCGUUCCCAUGGGUGCUCAUGGACUUUUGGAGCCGGACCGAGUGCACAGCCACAGGAUUGGCGACGGCUUUGGCACCAGUGGAGUUGAGUCCAGCUUGGGUCCUUCAAUCUCUUGGUCCAGCUAUUUGAGAGGGGCUCUUGCACACAGCUUAGUUUGGGGCAGUUUGCAAGUUGGUGCCCUCAGUCCAUUCAUCACUUUGGCCUUGUAUCAUCUACAAGGACCUGGCACCGCUGUGUUUUUCCUUUCUAUGGCCGUGCUGAGCGUUUUGGUUCCUUUCAGUCACUCUCCAUCCUUCUGCCGCUUCUACUUGGGAAGCGCAGCAUGCGUGGGUGGAUCUACUGUUUGGGUACCGGAGAAGAUCCUCCAACGUCUUCAAGCUGGAGGAUACUUGGUUUGCUUUCACCCGCAUGGGAUUCUGCCGUUGGGAUUCAGCUUCAACGGGGCCUUGAGGGUUAAAGCUGAAGAGCCAACCCAGUUCCUCCCGGAGUCGUUCAACUUCCCAAAGGACUGCAAUGGUGUACAAGCUCCAGUUCUUUGGCGUGUACCCUUCUUUGCUCCAGCUCUCCGGAUGUGGGAUGCGUGCACACCUGCCACCAAAAGACCCUUAUCUACACCAAAGGAUCAUUUUUCAAUGUUUUACAUAUUAUCAUUGUCGUUAUUUCGCAUAAUAGUCAUUGUGACGGAGAGUUGCCACUUGUUUCGGGACUGUCGUAUGGGAGGUCCUACAUUUUUUGAAUUAUUGAUAUUUUCUUUGAUCUACUGUAAAAAUACAAUUAUAUAUAUAAUAUAUAUGUACACAAAAACGUUAUAUUCUAUGAAUCUUCUCCGCCACGCUGGACCAACAUGUCUAGAAUUGGAUAUGAAGUCUUUCUUCGAGUGUUGACCUUAAGCUUAUCCCGCACAGCUGCCAGGCAAUAUGAAGAAGCUAUUAGCAGCAAAGACGGCUUUUGGAAUUAUUCCGGGUGGAAGCGAGGAUGUAGCAAUCCACGAGCAUGGCAAGGAGAAUGUCUACAUCAAUUCUCGUUAUGGUUUCAUAAAAUAUGCUCUCCAGCAUGGAUACUGUUUGAUCUUGGCCUACACUUUUGGUGAAAACGAUCAAUAUUACAGCCUGUCAUGCCUAAGACCGUUGAAUCUAUGGCUGGUGAAGCGUUUCGGCUUUGUGCUACCACUCUUCUGGGGCAAGAACUUUUGCCCACUGCUGCCCAGAGGUGGCGGUUUGAACACCGUCUAUGGCAGAGUCAUUGACCUACCAGUGAUCCAAGAUCCUACAUCGGAAGACCUGGUCAAAUGGCAUGCGAUCUACGUUGAAGAGCUCAAGGCGAUGUUUGAUCAGUACAAAGGUCAAUUCGGAUUUGGUGACAGAGAAUUGCGAUGUCACUGAAGCUUUCUGAGGGCCUCUGACCAUUCUAAUCAGCUCACGUAGAUUUACGUUUGAGCUAUUUUGCGGUUGUGUUACUGGCCUUUGAGGCCUGUGUGCCGGCCGGUCGAAAAGGAGACUUGCUGAUAGGUCUCCAUGCCGAAGUGUACACACACACACACACUUUCGCUCGAGCAGC
This is a messenger RNA of Durusdinium trenchii, 1608 nucleotides long. NCBI's taxonomy places the organism in Eukaryota, Dinophyceae, Suessiales, Symbiodiniaceae. The record is from the annotation of a GenBank genome assembly.